AUGGGCGACUCGGCGAACAGAGACCAUGCUGCCUCUGUGCCAGUGCCAGACUCUGCUCGCUCGGUGUCUCAGGCGACCUCUACCAUGGAUACUGUCAUGGAAGCGCCAAUUGACGGGCAUUCGGAAUGUGGGAGCAUGCGCAUCAGUGAGUCUGAGCUGCGGUAUGUAGGUGGUGAUCACUGGGCGGCGAUUCUCGAUGGCAUCGCGGAUUUAAAGGACCACUUUGAUCGCGAUGAGCAACUACGACUAGCCAAUACCCCAGAACAACUGCCAGACGAGCCUGCGCAUGACUCGUCCCGGCCAAGAUCUGGGUAUGCGCUACUCCUGUACGGGUGCCGGAAGAUCGCUUCUCGUGGCGAGAUUUUGGCAGCGUUGCCCCCCAAGGCUGCUGUUGAUCGCUACAUAUCUCGAUUCUUUAAUUAUCUAGAUUUAGUUUCUGCUUGUUCGUACUCCACUUUAUGCUCCAUUGGGGCCUGUGAAUCUGGUAUUGACUAUCCUUACAGCAGCCGUUCAUGGUCCAAGCUUUUUAAGAGAGGCAAGUUUUCUCCACCCGUUCCAAUCAUGUGGAUCGGUCUUCUGUUCAGCAUGAUCUGCCUUGCUUGUUUGACUACGGAUACGCUCGACGCCGAAGUGGAACAUCUGUCGCUUCAGAUUGAUCUCUAUCGAGAAAAGAUCGUCCAGUGCCUAGUAUUGGGCGAAUACACUAGGACAGGGCCGUACGUUCUUCAAACGGUGAUCAACUACGUCUAUAUUGAAUUUUGCCUUCGCACGGACGCUGAUCAAGAUACGUGGUAUUUGCUGGCCUUGGAAAUAAAUCUGGCCAUGCGGAUGGGCUACCACCGCGAUCCCAGUCAUUUCCCAGGAAUUUCUCCCUUUCAGGGAGAGAUGCGUCGCCGUUUGUGGGCGACGGUCUUGUUGGGCGACACGCUUGUGUCGAACCAAAUGGGCAUGCCACGCAUGAUAUCUGACUGGAAAUGGGACACAACAGAGCCGCGAAAUUUGAACGACACGGACUUUGACGAGCAGUCAACAAACCUUCCUCCGUCGCGUCCCUUGACUGAAUACACAAAUUCCCUCGGACUGAUCGCUCGACGACGUAUCUUGGCAGCACUGGGCACAGUGGCCGAUCUCACAGAUGCGGUCAAGCCAUGCAGUUAUGCAGAUGUGAUGCGCGUCGACGGCAUACUGCAGGAAGCCGCAGCCAGUAUUCCGCCACUUUUGCAGAUGAAGCCCUUGGCAACGAGUGUGACGGACUCUCCGCAGGUCAUCAUGUCGCGAUUGUUCUUGGGUCAUAUGUUCUACAAGGGGCAGAUUGUUCUUCAUCGCCGGUUUCUGUACACAAGCUCGGCUAACCCAAAUGAUGAUCCAAUGAGCUAUUCGCGAAAAGCCUGCUUGGAUGCUUCCCUGGGCAUGCUGAACAUCCAAAACAUGCUUGAUGAGGAAACAUGUCCGGGCGGCCAACUUUAUACCAUGAGGUUCCGUGUGACUUCCAUUAUGAACCAUCAAUUCCUCACUGCUACUAUGGUACUAUGUUCCAUGCUGUAUCGGGGGAAAACAUUACAGCGGGAACAGGAGAUUCGGGCAGCCCUUCAAAUCUCGAGGUCCAUUUGGAUGAGAAGAAGUUCCACUUCCAAAGAAGCAACAAAAGCCGCCGAAACUGUUAGUUUCGUCCUCGCAAAUGCCGGCGAUGGUCACAAGUGCGACCUCUCUUUCAAUCAAGAUGUCUCCCGCGACUUACAAGGCAAUUAUCAAACGCACGCUUUACUCGGAUAUUCCGCCAAAGCUACCGGUCAACCCCUGGAAGAAGGGCUGCUACUACCAGGUAAUAUGAGUUUAUUCGAGCCCGAUCAUUUUCUCAUGUCAGGCUCCUUUGGAAUGUUGGCUUCGCCCAACCAGCAAGAUCAACAAUUCGGGCCAAACUUCAACGCAUUGGAGAGACCAGCUGACAGUUGGAUGAUGAUGAAUAUGCCAGGGCAACCAUGGUCAUGA
Molecule: messenger RNA, 1989 nt
Organism: Penicillium arizonense
Lineage: Eukaryota; Fungi; Ascomycota; Eurotiomycetes; Eurotiales; Aspergillaceae
Product: putative transcription factor
Exons: 3
Coding region: 1-1989 (662 amino acids)
Biological process (GO): DNA-templated transcription
Cellular component (GO): nucleus
Molecular function (GO): zinc ion binding; DNA binding
Source: RefSeq, a predicted model, not a curated record